This is a messenger RNA of Benincasa hispida (wax gourd), 876 nucleotides long. Its product is annotated as Cytidine/deoxycytidylate deaminase family protein. The record is from RefSeq and is a predicted model, not a curated record. Gene Ontology annotation, molecular function: zinc ion binding; guanosine deaminase activity. Lineage: Eukaryota; Viridiplantae; Streptophyta; Magnoliopsida; Cucurbitales; Cucurbitaceae. Gene Ontology annotation, biological process: purine nucleoside catabolic process.
UUUUCCUUCUUCUUCUUCUACAGUCUCUUUCGAGCUUUUCUUUCAUUCUCUCCCAUUACUUAUAUACCUUGAUUUCUUUCAUAACUUCUCCGCGCUUCUUCCUCUCUCGAUCCCAACUUCUACUUCUCUCUGUUUUCUCGAUCCCGAUCAUGGCAGAUUCUUCUACUGUGGUGGAAUCUAUAGAUGGAACUCUCUCUGUAGCAUCUGCAUUUGGUUGUCAUCAAGAAGCUGUACAAGACAGAGACCACAAGUUCUUGACACAAGCUGUUGAAGAGGCUUACCAAGGAGUUGAGUGGGGAGAUGGAGGUCCUUUUGGUGCAGUUGUUGUUCGUAACGAUGAAGUAGUUGUGAGCUGUCAUAACAUGGUUAGAAGAAACACCGACCCUACAGCACAUGCUGAAGUCACUGCAGUUAGGGAGGCUUGCAAAAAGCUUGGUAAAAUCGAACUUUCAGACUGUGAAAUCUAUGCAUCAUGUGAGCCCUGUCCGAUGUGCUUCGGCGCCAUCCAUCUUUCAAGAAUUAAGAGAUUGGUCUAUGGAGCCAAAGCAGAAGCUGCAAUUGCAGUAGGGUUUGAUGAUUUCAUUGCUGAUGCCAUAAGGGGCACUGGAUUUUAUCAGAAGGCUCAUUUGGAAAUCAAGAAAGCUGAUGGGAAUGGUGCUGUCAUUGCUGAGCAAGUAUUUGAGAAAACAAAGGAAAAAUUUCAAUUGUAUUGAAUAAUUAUGCUUUUGUUUUCUUUUUCUUUUUCUUCUGUUUUUUUUACUGCUAAAAAAAAUAAAUAUCAAAUGUUCAUUACAUCUAAUUCAUGGAACAAUCAUGCAGUUGUAGCUUUAAUUUAACUUUCAAUUAAAUACAUUUUCUAUCUCUUUAAAUGUUUAA